AUGUCUUGUUUGAAGCUGACGAUCGAGCCUGACGAGGAGAAGUGGUUUUGCCCCGACUGCAAUCCCGCGGGAUUUAACACCGACGAGAUUCGCCGCUUAGGGAGGGGAGCCACUGCGCCUCGGCGAGGAGACGGAGUGAACAGCAGCACUUGCUAUGUCUGUCAACGGCCUGGAAAGCUGCUGGGUUGUGACUUUUGCGUGAAUUCUUUUCAUCCGUCGUGUCUCGUGGAUGUCGACUGGGAUUCAAUUGGCGAGGAGUGGGAGUGCCCUGUGUGCAAGGGGUUUGAUCCCCUCGCCAAUCAAAUGCACAAGCGAUGGACGCGACAAGAAAUCGAAACGAAGCGAAAGGAACGAGCCAGAAACUACGAACGCUUCAGAACCAAGAUCAUGCGCUACAGAAACAGAUUCCUCGUCGUCCAUCAAAAAGACUUGGGACCGUUCGUGAAUCCAAAGAUCCUACAGGCGCUCGCCAGAACGCUCAAGGCAAACAUCGCCGCACCAGCUGGACGUCGGGGAGGUCGUGGGGGGGGAGGGGGGGCGAGUGUCUCGCGUCUCUCUGUGGAGCGUUCUCUCUCCGAUGUCUUGGAGCAGCUCGAGGAUGAAGCGGUCGAGGAGGCAGAGAAGUUCACGAGGCGAGCGUAUAGGUCGUGUCGUCACGCAUCAGGUCGUCCUAUUGAAGGCAUGCCGCUCCGAGAUGGAAUUACGCUCAAACCGCAUCAAGAAGAAGGUGUUGACUGGCUUUUGCGAUCUUUUUUGACGGGAGGCGCUAUUCUUGCCGACGAAAUGGGUAUGCGCGCUGUUUUGCGAUGUGCUCGGCGAGGCUUUUGA
Cyclospora cayetanensis is the source of this 828-nucleotide messenger RNA. RefSeq lists its product as uncharacterized. The record is from RefSeq and is a predicted model, not a curated record. The coding region runs from base 1 to 828 and encodes 275 amino acids. NCBI's taxonomy places the organism in Eukaryota, Apicomplexa, Conoidasida, Eucoccidiorida, Eimeriidae. The transcript has 2 exons.